This is a messenger RNA of Gigantopelta aegis, 2594 nucleotides long. Its product is annotated as immediate early response 3-interacting protein 1-like. Gene Ontology annotation, cellular component: endoplasmic reticulum membrane; Golgi membrane; COPII-coated ER to Golgi transport vesicle. NCBI's taxonomy places the organism in Eukaryota, Metazoa, Mollusca, Gastropoda, Neomphalida, Peltospiridae. The record is from RefSeq and is a predicted model, not a curated record. Gene Ontology annotation, biological process: endoplasmic reticulum to Golgi vesicle-mediated transport. The transcript is spliced from 3 exons. The coding region runs from base 37 to 279 and encodes 80 amino acids.
ACCCGGAAAUUGCAGACUAAUACUUCCGAUGCCAACAUGGCGUUUACAUUUUAUUCGUUGAUCGAAGCGAUGAUUUUAUGUUUGAAUGCCGUCUGUAUCCUUCAUGAAGAACGAUUUCUUUCAAAAUUUGGCUUGGGUUCAGACCAGCGAGGUUUUGGUGAAAGUCCUGGUACAAAGACUCAGCUUUUAAAUCUUAUUCGUUCUAUUCGCACAGUUAUGAGAUUUCCAUUGAUAGGCAUAAACAUUGUAGUAAUCCUUCUCAAGAUGGUGCUGGGCUAAUGAGACAGUUUGAUAUUACAUGGAAUUCUUCACCUUCGAGAUGGACGAAAAACAACACCAGUUCUGUCAGUAACUGGAGAAUUGCUUGAUGGAUGUUACAGCUUGUGUGCUUGACAAUAAGUGCAGUGCUGGCUGCUGCCAUGUUUGUCUUGCCUUUAAAAUAAAAAAAGGCGAGAUAUAGAUAAUACUUUUCUGAUGACGGAGAUGUUUAAACAUUUAACGUUAAGUUUCAUGUUUACAUCAGUUUCUCUCAAACUAUGAGUCCUAGGUCAAUAAAAUUUGGUUUAUAGUUGCACCUAUGGAUGCUAAUCAUGGAAAAUGUUUAUGGUAGGUGACACAUUUAAAUGACAAGCAAAGUAAAAAGAUUUAUCUUGCCAUAGAAUGUGUAUGAUGUGAUGCCUGUACUUGGUUGCUGAAAUGAUGACUAGAAAUUGAAGGCAAUGUCUUGGUAUCUUGAUUGUUUUCUCUGCAGAUAAUAAGGAUUUAGAGGUGAUGCAAUUAUUAACUAAGAAAUUUCAUGUCAGAUUCAGCAAAGGAAAAUAAUAAUGUAUUAUUUAGCAGAACCCGUCACAAGGUUUAAAAUACUCCCUCUUGGUUUGUUUUAUCAACAAUGGGUAGACCCAGGAGAUAUUUUAGGGAGGGGACCAAGGACAAAAUGGCUAACCCCUGAAAAAAGCACUUUAAUAUAUAAAAAAAAAUAUGGAAUUAUGGAAUGAAAAUUGUAAAAAAAAUGGAUAAAAAAGGGGCAUUUGAAUUUUUUAAGGGGGUGGGGGCAUUGGCUGCUUAUCCUUGGUAUUACUACUUGACAUUUCAUUUUAUCUUAGAGCCAUUUCAUCAUGUACACAACCAUUCACAAUUCUAGUUAUCAAUGUGCAAAAGGUUUAAACAGCAUUCUGCUCUUUUUGACAACAAAUGAUAAAUGAACUUGGGUUAGUCCUUAAGUAAAUGUUGUAGUAAAUUGUGACUUGCUGCACAUAGUUUGUAUGGAGGUGCCUUGACAUUACAGUGUCUAAACUCUGUGGCAGCUAUAGGCCCACUUUCCUUUACCAUGAUUCUACGCACGCGGAUUAAUAGAUAGUUUGAUUUUGUUAAAGUGUACCUUUAACUUGUAAAAGUUGUUUUGUUUUGUUUAACGACACCACUAGAGCACAUUGAAAUAUCAGUUGAAUAUCAAAAUUUUAUCUAAGUAAAUCUUUUGCAUUAUGACGUCACCACACAAACAAAUUACUCAUCCAUCGAUCGAUCAUAGACUUUUUUUUUUAGCACACUGAAUACUCGCGCAUAAAAUUGUAUAUAUGGAAAAGGUACUAAGUACAAGGUACAUUCACUAUAUCAAUAAAAGUGGCUCGUAGUCCAGUGGUAAAGUGCUCGCCUGAUAUGCAGUCGGGUUAUGAUCGAUCUUCAUCGGUGGACUCAUUGGGCUAUUUCUCAUUCCAGCCAGUGCACUACUACCGGUAUAUCAAAGACUGUGGUAUGUGCUGUCCUGUCUGGGAUUGUGCAUAUAAAAGAUAUUUUACUACUAUGUCAAAGUUUCCAAAUGUUUGACAUCCACUAGCCAAUGAUUAUAAUAUAACUGUGCUCUAGUGGUGUCGUUAAACAAAAACAGACUUAUUUUUAUAUCAAUAAAACUUGUGUUAAAGGAAAGCGGACCUUAGUCCCUAGAGGUUUUAAAAGUUAAGUAAGCACUGGACCUGAUUUUUAUAACAACGUAACACUCAUUAUGCUCAGGUGGCAUGCAUUACAUGAUGCAGGUGUCCAUGACAAUACACAAUAAAUUCCAUAUGAUUUGUAAAUAGUUUAUUUCAAUGCUCUGUGAAAGUGUGUAUUAUUCUUUGAAAGUAUUAACAGUUGGCAUAUUUGGGUUGCUUUUUCUGUUUGCCGAGGUGUUCAAAACGAACAGUGAUAAUUUUCAGGAUAUGGGGGGAAUAAACGGUGAUGGGUGUGUGCAUAUUCAUUGCUCAAAUUCAAUUGCAUUUUCUCCAGAUUUAGAUUUUCAAAAUACGUUGAAAUCUCUCUAAACCGGACACCCGUGGGACCAAAGUAAAAAAUCUUUACUGAUAUUUAAAAAGGAACUCUGUAAAAUGUCAGGUUUCGAUGUAAUUCUGCUUUACUGAGGGUUCAGGUUUGAGAGGUCUCGCUGUAUAUGAAAAUAAAUUAGUUUUUCGUUUGUGUUUGUAAAUCAUGUCGCACAUUCACUUUUAUAAUUAAUUUUUAUUAUUAUUGCAUUUGCACAACAAACCAUCUUAUGAUUGUGUCACAAGAUGCCGUUCUGUUCCAGAUGACAGAUGCAAAAUUAAUAAAUGUGCAUGUACAUA